Messenger RNA from Falco peregrinus (peregrine falcon), 706 nucleotides. RefSeq names its product coiled-coil domain containing 59 (gene CCDC59). Bases 6 to 617 code for a protein of 203 amino acids. The transcript has 4 exons. The record is from RefSeq and is a predicted model, not a curated record. Lineage: Eukaryota; Metazoa; Chordata; Aves; Falconiformes; Falconidae. Gene Ontology annotation, cellular component: nucleus.
GCGCGAUGGCGGGGGCACGGCGCGGCGGGCCCGGGCCGGCGGCGCAAAAUGCGGGCGGCGCGGCCCGCGGCUCCCGCCGAAAGCGGGUGUGGAGGCCCGUGUUGCUGCGCGACGUCGUGGGUAGCGUCCGGGAGGGACGAGGAUUUGCAUUUCGGAGAAAACAAGUGAUCGAAAGACAAUACAGGAAAUAUCUGAAGAGAAGAAAGGUCCAUUCGCAACAGGAUGAUCAGUUUACUGAUACUUAUCCAGAGCACUUGAAACAUCUGUACCUAGCUGAGGAAGAAAUGCUCAAGAAAAGGCGUAGGGCUCCAGAUGAUUCAGUUUUAUCAGAAGAAAGACUUAAUAAAGCAGUAGAGCCAGUUAUGACUGAAGGGAAGUUUAAGAAGAAGACAUCCAGUCAGAAGGCAAAAGAAGAGUAUGAGAAAAUACUGACUGAGCGUGCUAGAAAGAAAGAGGAAGCAGAAAAAAGAAAACAACAAAGAGAAGAAGCUCAACGGUUGUACAAGCAAAAGAAAAUGGAAGCUUAUAAAAUAUUGAGUAAGAGGACAAAAAGAGGACAGCCAAAUCUCAACUUGCAAAUGGAGUUUCUUCUUCAGAAAAUACAGCAAAAAACAUAAACCUCUGCAUAUAUCUGAAUUGCAGGUUUUGAGUUACCUGUGGAUGUUUUAUUAAAUUACUUGUAAUAAAGAAUGUCUUUUUGCUUCUA